AUGUCAUAUAUGUUAUCAACUAGACCAAAGUUCUUAUAUCUCACCAAUAAGCAACUACAAACUAUAAGCAAAAGACUUCUAUCUUCCACCUCCAAAACAUCAAUAAAUUCAUCCAAGUUACUAAACUCAUCAAAAACAUUUUUCAAGUCACUCCCCAAGACUGAACAACAACAAUAUCAGAAACAGGGCAAGAACGUGGCACUUGUAUCUGGCAUCAUAAUAGUUGGGUCCUACAUUGCUUUUAACCAAUCAAAUUACUACAAUUUGGAUACAUUACCCCUGCUGCCGCAAUCAUCUCAAGUAGCAGCAAACGCGGCUGCUGGUUCGUUUGCAAAGCCGCCAAAAUUGUUGGAGGAUAAAAAGUUAUUUUCAACUUCAACAUCAUCAAUGCAUCAAGAAAACAGUAUCAGCCAUCAGCAACAUAAGGAAGGAAUCUUUUUAUUAAACGACGAACAAGUUGAUACCAAGUUGCGUCAGUUUGAAGAAAGCUAUUUUGUCAAUAGAGGAAAGGGGGUAAUGAGGUAUGAUAUAUGUCAAUUGCCUUCUAACUCGCCUAUUGAGGAUGACCGAGCCGAGGAGAUUAUACAAGUGCCAAUCUUGCAAGAUAACAACAUUAAGACCACCACCGAUUGGCUAUUUUUCGGAGUUUUUGAUGGACAUGGUGGCUGGACUACUAGUUCAAAGUUGAGAGACGAGUUGAUCAAUUACGUGAUAAAUGAGUUGGGUACUAUCUAUAAACCUGUGCAAGGAGAGGAGAACCUCAGAUAUGUACCCAACAGCGCCACCAUUGAUCAAGCUAUUAAAAAUGGAUUUCUUAAAUUAGAUCAUGAGAUUGUCAAUAAGAAUAUCGAAAAAUUACUCACUGAUGGAAAUAAAGCUAAAGCUGCUGAAUUGUUGAUGCCGGCAUUAUCGGGAUCUUGCGCUUUGUUGUCAUUUUAUGAUACAAACUCGAAAAUGUUAAAAGUCGCUGUAACCGGAGACUCAAGAGCGAUCUUGGGCUCGUUUAAGAAUAAUCACUGGACUGCUAGACAGUUAAGUAUUGAUCAAACUGGCUCAAACCCAACUGAGGUAGCCAGAAUUAUUAGUGAGCAUCCGGAUGAGCCUAAGGUUAUUCGCAAUGGCCGUGUUUUGGGUAGUUUGGAACCUACAAGGGCGUUUGGUGAUUGUAGAUACAAACUUCCGGCAUCAAUACAAGAACGGAUUUACAAGCAAUUUUUCGGCAAGAGAUUACCCAACUAUUUAACAUCUCCUCCAUAUGUAACUGCUGAACCAGUUAUUACCACCACAAAAAUUAACCCAGAUAACAAUGAUUUCCUAGUCAUGGCAAGUGAUGGACUUUAUGAAAUGUUGACAAAUGAAGAAAUCGUUGGACUAGUUGUUAAAUGGAUGGAGAGGGAAAAAAUGGUUAAACCACAAAAAUCGUUUUGGAACUUUUUUGGAAAAGUUGGUGAAAACAAAUUACCGGAAGUGGAGGAUAUAACAAUGGACAAGGCAAGUAAGAAGCCAAUUAGAAAAUCAACUGGUGGGGGUAGUUUCUUGUUACAAGACAACAAUGUCUCUACCCAUUUAAUCCGUAAUGCAUUAUCCAAUGGGGGUUCAAAAGAGCAAACAUCGAUGAUUAUAUCGAUACCUAACCCCGUGUCCAGGCGGUAUCGUGAUGACUUAACAGUUACUGUUGUAUUUUUCGGUAACAACCUAAAUGAAGCAAAUGAAAAUGGAGCUUUGGAGAUCAAUGCAAGUGCCACUGCAGGUGGUGUUGAUGCUUCAAAACCUAAAUUAUAG
Molecule: messenger RNA, 1782 nt
Organism: Lodderomyces margitis
Lineage: Eukaryota; Fungi; Ascomycota; Pichiomycetes; Serinales; Debaryomycetaceae
Gene: PTC5
Product: type 2C protein phosphatase
Exons: 1
Coding region: 1-1782 (593 amino acids)
Biological process (GO): protein dephosphorylation
Molecular function (GO): protein serine/threonine phosphatase activity; cation binding
Source: RefSeq, a predicted model, not a curated record